This is a messenger RNA of Penicillium macrosclerotiorum, 2151 nucleotides long. RefSeq names its product Zn(II)2Cys6 transcription factor. The record is from RefSeq and is a predicted model, not a curated record. Gene Ontology annotation, biological process: regulation of DNA-templated transcription; DNA-templated transcription. Gene Ontology annotation, molecular function: DNA binding; zinc ion binding; DNA-binding transcription factor activity, RNA polymerase II-specific. Lineage: Eukaryota; Fungi; Ascomycota; Eurotiomycetes; Eurotiales; Aspergillaceae. Bases 1 to 2151 code for a protein of 716 amino acids. The transcript has 5 exons.
AUGCCGACGUAUCCCAUCCGUCGCCGCCCGCGCGAGUGUAAGACUUGCCUACCAUGUCGCGCGAGCAAAGUCCGCUGCGACCGCAAUGUGCCUUGUAGCAAUUGCAUCAAGCGCAACUUCACCUGUUCCUACGGUCGCCCGCCGCCGCCGGCCAAACUACCCAUCCCUUCGGCCUCUGUCACAGCCUCUUCCACGCCGCUUCAUUCCUCCUUCGCCUCUCCUGCUCUUCCGCCGCCCUACGGUGCAUCGUAUCCCCCGCGCGAGGGUUCCUCCACCUUCGACUCCUCCACCCGUACCAGCGAUGAUCAAGACCUUCCCGAGAUCAUCGAUAUUUCACAAGCCGAAUGGGAUGAGAUCAAUAUCAAGAUGGCUACGAUGGAGCAAAUUAUCGGUAGCCUUCACUCGCUAUUCAACGCACAUUCUGUUCGGAGGCGGUCCGAUCAACACGCGUCAGAACGAAAGGAUUCGACCCGGUCGGAGGGAGUUUACGGUUCCAAUGUGUUGAAGACCGGUGCCGUACAUCUGGGGUCCCGAUCGGCCCUGGUGGACAUUUUGGACAAAUCCAAGGCAUCUCAAGAUAUAGCGCAGGCGCUGCCUCAGGAAGAUCUGCUGGCAGAACUCGCCCUGGGGAACGAGUCGGCUGCAUACCCGUUUGUCGAUCUCUGGUCGUCUGAUCCAUAUACUUUCAACAUUGCCGGAGUCUGUGCGGUACUCCCGGACGAUGAGCAAUGCCAACGAUUUUUGGGAUUCUAUAAAGAGAUUGGCGCGGUGUUAUAUCCAGUCCUUCCAGAUCUAGAUGCACUCGGAAGGAAGGCAAAUCAGUUACUCGAAGGACGACGGAGGGCAGGAGGUGUCUAUAAACCAGAUGCCAAUGGAUUAGUCAAACCAUUUGGAAUGGAGCUUGUCUUUCUCAGUCUGCUUUUUGCGGUGCUUGCCUCGGGUUGUCAAUUGUCGGAUCUUCCGAGCGCUGACCGGGAACUCACGUCAUGGAUAUAUGUGUCUUGUGCAUAUCAAUGUUUGCGGAUGUUAAAUUACGUAUCGCAACCCACUGUAGAAGUUAUCCAAAUUCUUCUUAUCAUCAGCAAUGUCCUUUCAUAUAACAUGAACGCUGGUGCUUCUUACACUUUGCUUGGCAUGACGGAACGCAUGUGCCUGGUGCUUGGUCUCCAUGUCGAAUCCACAGUUGCAACCACCGAGGAAAAGGCUGUGCGAAGGCGCGUUUGGUGGACGAUGGCCUUUCAGAAUAGCCAUUUCUCACUUGCGUAUGAUCGACCAUCAAUCACGAUGGUCAGUCAACCGGAGAUUCCGUUCGAUCGGAAAUCGAUGCCUGGUCAUCGAACGUAUUUUGAAACCCUGUGCCGCGUGGUCUCACUUGCGCUCGAAGUCCUCCGGACUCGCAUGUACCCGGCUUCCGCUCAACCCCGAUAUCACGCGAUUAAGGAGUACAAGCAUCGUAUUCAGCGGAUGAUUGCAGAGGCCACACCGCAUCUGCGACAUCGUGACCAAUGUCGGUCGCUGGCCGAACACAUCGAGCGUACUGAAUUGCGCCUGCAUUCCUCGUAUUUACUUUCUGUUCUGUGCCGAGUUUCGUUAGAUCAGCAUGCACAUCUAGACGAUCAGAAACGGGCUUUGAUCCGGGAAGAUUGCAUCAGCAGUCUGAUCAGCACCAUUGAUGCCUUUGUCGAAUUGCACGAGAUCAACUCACAUUGUUCUCGGUCUUGGAUCAGCUUGCAGCGAUCGAUCGCGUCCGCUUUUCUCUUGGUCGCCAACGACGAUAGCCAACGGACUUGGGAGUUGACCGACCGCCUCGAGAAAGUUCUCGCCGAUCACGUCUAUGCGGACGGCGAAGCGAACCUCAAUGACCGCACCGAUUCGGCUAAACACCUGGCUUCGUCCUUGCGAGCGCUGCGGGAGAUCCGCGAGGCCUUCCGUGCGCGCAAACCGGAGCCCUCGGGAUCGACUCCGAGCCAGACUUAUUCCCCCUUAAUCUUGCCGUCACCACCGUCUGUCGAGACCAGUCCAGGCCUGCCGCCAAAUAUGAACAUUGCAGGCGCGGGCAUGGGCGCAGUUCUCCCUAUCGAGGAUUGGAGUAUGCGGAACAUUCUGGGACGGGUCUCUGACGUGAUGUUGUUCCCCGGUAUGAGCAACUAG